Aspergillus viridinutans is the source of this 516-nucleotide messenger RNA. RefSeq lists its product as uncharacterized. NCBI's taxonomy places the organism in Eukaryota, Fungi, Ascomycota, Eurotiomycetes, Eurotiales, Aspergillaceae. Bases 1 to 516 code for a protein of 171 amino acids. The transcript has 2 exons. The record is from RefSeq and is a predicted model, not a curated record.
AUGUAUAGAACUAUGAUUCUCUGCUAUUGCGCUUUCUUCAGCCUUUUUCUGGCACGCUCGGCAGCACAGGACUACACGGAUGUUCAAAAUGAAGCCGGAGCAUCGGGUCCAUCGUCAGAUUCAGUGAGCAUCUCAUCAAAAGGAAUGAUCGUUCUCUGUACAAUUGUUGGCGUGGUUGUGGUCAUCGGAUUAUCCUCAACUGCUCUUUUCUUCGUUGCCAAAAAGCGCCAGUGGGCGAUGCGAGAGACUAUUCGUCGUUCUGCGCGACAAGUCGUCCAAGCAAUCAAGACGCCCUUGACUCCCAGAUUCCCGAAGGUCCCUGAGCAGCUCAGAAGAACCCAGACGAAAGGAGACCAGAAGGAGACAAGGAAUCAGAGACUCAAUGACCUGGAGAAAGGAUUCAAGACUUCGAACUCCAGCAACUGCUCCGUCCAGAUCACUGCCGGCGAACGAGCUCAAGGCAAUGAGAAGAAGACCAGAGGUUGGGGAUCACGCUUCGCAUUUGAUCGCUCGUAG